Messenger RNA from Dicrocoelium dendriticum, 222 nucleotides. The record is from the annotation of a GenBank genome assembly. NCBI's taxonomy places the organism in Eukaryota, Metazoa, Platyhelminthes, Trematoda, Plagiorchiida, Dicrocoeliidae.
AUGGCAGAUCGUCUUGUUUACGCACAUGUGGGCUCGACGCAGUUGGCCUGUGAUAUUCUAUCGAUUUGUUGGUACGUGCACUACCUUACUUUGUGUUCAAUAAAUCUACGCGUGCGCCACGCAUUGCAUACCAGAGUAAUUGGAAGUCCCCGUUCCAGGACAGGCACAAGCCAACACCCGUACACCAACCUAUCAGCCUGCCUGAGCAGCACGUGCCGACAA